AUUGUAAUGCCUAGUCUCCAUAUAAAGCAAGACCUAGAACUAAAACAGGAGGAUGGCAUUGAGCGUGAUUGUCUUGAAGAUAAUUUGGUAAUCUCUUGGCCAAAUGAUUUUAUCAAGGAGGAUCCUGAACUAAAUUUGGAGGUGGCAGCCUCAAUAAGAAAUGCAUCUGAUAGUUUAAGUUUCAUUCAAAGUGCUGGUGACAGCUGUAACGUUUCGUAUCAAGAAGCAUUACAUCAAGGACUAGUCGAUGACGAUCAGAAGAUAGAUACAGAGAUGUCAACAGAUUUCAGUAUGUCUCAUAACUAUACCAAGUUACGGACUUCACAUGAAGACAGCUUAUGUGGCACUAGAUUAAGUUGUAGCAUCAGGGAAAAGGAAUUCCAUAAGUUUAACUGUAGUUUCUGCCUACAGAGCUUCCCUUCAAAAUACAGACUCAUAAUGCAUAUCUUCAUCCACAUGGAUGGUGUGCAGGCACCUGCAUAUGUGUGUAAGUCAUGUGGUGAGGUAUUGCCCACUGAUGACAGCUUGAAAGAACAUUUGAGAAUGAGUGAGGGUGACCAAGCAUUAUCAGCUGCCAACAGUGAGAAACUUGAAUGCAGUGAUUACCAUGAAAACAUCAUCUCCUUAGAAAGUGUACGAGAAGAAAUCGUGGAACAGACUGAGAAGCAAUCUUCAUCCAAGGAAACCACGAAAACUUUAAGGAAAUCCUUUAGUGACACAAGCAAUACACAUACUGUGACACAAGUUGCAGAGCAACUCAGAUGUGAUGACUAUGGAAUUUUGUGUACAAGUGAUCAUGUUAAUGUCCACACUGUGCUAAGUGCAAAGAGACGUCACAAAUGUGAUGUUUGUGGCAAAUUGUUUAAUCGUUCAAAUAGUCUCAAGGUACACGAAUUAAUACACACGGGAAAGAGACCCCACGAAUGCCAUGUUUGUGGAAAAUCGUUUACUCAGUCGAGCCAUCUCAAAAGACAUGAAUUAAUACAUACAGGAAAGAGACCCCAUGAAUGCGGUGUUUGUGGAAAAUCGUUUAUUCUUUCGGGCAGUCUGAAGGCUCACGAAUUAAUACACACGGGAAAGAGACCCCACGAAUGCCGUGUUUGUGGAAAAUCGUUUACUCAGUCGAGCAAUCUCAAAAGACAAGAAUUAAUACAUAAAGGAAAGAGACCCCAUGAAUGUGGUGUUUCUGGAAAAUCGUUUACUCAGUCGGGCCAUCUCAAGACCCAAAACGUAAUACACACAGGAAAGAGACCCCACGAGUGCGAUGUUUGUGGAAAAUCUUUUACGAAGUCGAGACAUCUCAAGAGCCAUGGAUUAAUACACACUGGUAAGAGAUCCUACAAAUGUACUGUUUGUGGAAAAUCGUUUAUUCGUUCGGGCAAUCUCAAGGUACACGAAUUAAUACACACAGGAACGAGACCCCAUGAAUGCGGUGUUUGUGGAAAAUCGUUCACUCUGUCGGGCCAUCUCAAGACCCACUUGUUAAUACACAUAGGAAAGAGACCCCAUGAAUGCGGUGUUUGUGGAAAAUCGUUCACUCUGUCGGGCCAUCUCAAGACCCAUUGUUAAUACACACAGGAAAGAGACCCCACGAAUGCGAAGUUUGUGGAAAAUCAUUUACUCAGUCGGGCCAUCUCAAGAGGCAUUUGUUGACACAUAUUGGAAAGAGACCCUACAAAUAUAGUGUUGCGUAAAUCGUUUCCUCAGUGGGGCAGUCUCAAGAAACACGAAUUAAUACACACUGAACAGGGGCACACAGUCAAUGUUGGUGGCAAAUCGUUUUCAGAACUGGGUCAUCUGAAAAUACACGCAGGAAUGAGCCCCUACAAAUAUGAUACUUGCGGCAAAUAUUUUUCUUACUCUGGUAAUCUCAAGGAAAUCAUUAGUACACACCGGUAAACGACCACACAAAUGUAGUAUUUUUGGCAAAUUGUAUAAAAACUCGAGUAACCUCAAGAAACAGCUAUCACUACACACUGAAAAGAAGGCUACACAGAUGUGAUAUUUGCUGGGAAUCUUUUAAUCCGGUCUAUCAUCUUUAGAAGCAUGCAAUAAUACACAUUACAUAGAGACCACUCAAAGUAUUGUUGAGGUCUGUAGACUUAAACAUGUUCAAAGGAGACCACAAGUGCGUUAUGAAUAUUGUUCGCAUGUGCUACAGAAAGGUCACAAAAAAUACGACAAAUCCGUUUUCACAGCUUCAUGUUCAAAGAAGUUGCAUACUAAAUACAAUAUAUGAAGCACACAUUGCAAUUUUUUGUUGUAAAUGCUCCAUGCUAUAACGAUCUGUCUACCAGAAAUGGGUGCAUUGAGAGAUAUCUGUUACUUGUUUGAGUAGAAGUCCUAUGCAGUAAUCACGACUCCAUAUUCUUCAAGAGAAUUUACCAGUAUGUUGCUAAUUAUUUGAAAGAAACUGCCAUUUCAAUAUUCAUGAAGCUGUAGGCAGUACCCAGGCGACAGCAUAAAUGUGUUUAUUACAUGUCCAUCACUCAGGCUAUUUUUCUCAACGAUGGAGAAAGAUACAAAAAUAUCAUGAUUAUGCAAACAUGUUACUGAGGUAUGCCUUCUUAAUAGUAAUGCUGUUUGUGUGAUCAAAAUUUGCAC
Schistocerca americana (American grasshopper) is the source of this 2604-nucleotide messenger RNA. Its product is annotated as zinc finger protein 70-like. Gene Ontology annotation, biological process: regulation of transcription by RNA polymerase II. The transcript has 4 exons. The record is from RefSeq and is a predicted model, not a curated record. Gene Ontology annotation, molecular function: RNA polymerase II cis-regulatory region sequence-specific DNA binding; DNA-binding transcription factor activity. Bases 7 to 1569 code for a protein of 520 amino acids. Lineage: Eukaryota; Metazoa; Arthropoda; Insecta; Orthoptera; Acrididae.